Messenger RNA from Pteropus alecto (black flying fox), 5415 nucleotides. RefSeq names its product trafficking kinesin protein 1 (gene TRAK1). Gene Ontology annotation, cellular component: dendrite. Gene Ontology annotation, biological process: anterograde axonal transport of mitochondrion; endosome to lysosome transport; neurogenesis. The record is from RefSeq and is a predicted model, not a curated record. Lineage: Eukaryota; Metazoa; Chordata; Mammalia; Chiroptera; Pteropodidae. Gene Ontology annotation, molecular function: GABA receptor binding. The transcript is spliced from 17 exons. Bases 705 to 3392 code for a protein of 895 amino acids.
CGGGCACAUCGGGCCCAGGGGCUGCUUGGGGAAGGACACCGGUGAUUUGGGAGUGUGGGCGCGUGGUGUGGUGGCGCCGGCAGCCCCUCUCCUGCACUGGCCGCACCUGCAGGAGGCCCUCGGGGGCCCAGAAAGAUGCCUAGAGGGCAUCGCGUUGGUCACGCCGUGUGGCCUGGAUUCCGGGCUCCCGCAGUCCGAGGUGACAGUGUGGUGACCUUCAGAGAGCCCCGAGCUGAACCACGCGAGAGCAUUCCCCGUUAAGAAGGCCCUGCUGGCGUGCGAGACCUCCUGGGGGCCGUCCGCCCAACUGUGCCAGACUCCAGCAGCGGGGCCCCCGAUGGCAGUGGGCACCUCCCCGUGAAACUUGCCAAGCUGGACGCCACAGCUCUGCACGACGACACUUUGGCCAACUCUGUGCCCGCUUCGGAGGUGUGCAGCCAUGCAGUCCUAGCCUGCAGCCCGGGCAUCCCUGAGGAGCACUAUACGUGUGCAACAGCACUGAUCUUCCGGAAGUCGAGAUCAUCAGCCUGCUGGAGGAGCAGCUGCCCCAUUAUAAGUUAAGAGCCGACACCAUCUACGGUUAUGACCACGACGACUGGCUCCACACACCCCUCCUUUCUCCAGAUGCCAACAUUGACCUCACGACCGAGCAAAUUGAAGAGACCCUGAAGUACUUCCUUUUAUGUGCUGAAAGAGUGGGCCAGAUGACUAAGACAUACAAUGACAUCGACGCUGUCACCCGGCUGCUCGAGGAGAAAGAGCGAGAUUUAGAGUUGGCUGCUCGGAUUGGCCAGUCGUUGUUGAAGAAGAACAAGACCCUCACGGAGCGGAACGAGCUACUGGAGGAGCAGGUGGAGCACAUCAGGGAGGAGGUGUCUCAGCUCCGGCACGAGCUGUCCAUGAAGGAUGAGCUGCUCCAGUUCUACACCAGUGCCGCCGAGGAGAGCGAGCCUGAGUCCACGUGUUCCACCCCGUUGAAGAGAAACGAGUCCUCACCCUCGGUCCAGAGCUACUUUCAUCUGGACUCUCUUCAGAAGAAGCUGAAGGACCUCGAAGAGGAGAACGUCGUGCUUCGAUCCGAGGCCUGCCAGCUGAAGACGGAGACCAUCACCUACGAAGAGAAGGAGCAGCAGCUGGUCAACGACUGUGUGAAGGAGCUGAGGGACGCCAACGUGCAGAUUGCCAGCAUCUCAGAGGAACUGGCCAAGAAGACCGAAGAUGCUGCCCGCCAGCAGGAGGAGAUCACACACCUGCUGUCACAAAUAGUCGAUCUGCAGAAGAAGGCAAAAGCUUGUGCAGUGGAAAAUGAAGAACUCGUCCAGCACCUGGGGGCCGCGAAGGACGCCCAGCGACAGCUCACGGCCGAGCUGCGUGAGCUGGAGGACAAGUACGCGGAGUGCAUGGAGAUGCUUCACGAGGCACAGGAGGAGCUCAAGAACCUACGGAACAAGACCGUGCCCAACACGACGUCCAGACGCUACCACUCACUGGGCCUGUUCCCCAUGGACUCCUUGGCAGCCGAGAUUGAGGGGACGAUGCGCAAGGAGCUGCAGCUGGAAGAGCCGGACUCACCUGACAUCGCGCACCAGAAGCGAGUCUUUGAGACCGUGAGAAACAUCAACCAGGUCGUCAGGCAGAGGUCUCUGACGCCCUCGCCCAUGAACAUCCCCGGUUCCAACCAGUCCUCGGCCAUGAACUCCCUCCUGUCCAGCUGCGUCAGCACGCCCCGGUCCAGCUUCUACGGCAGCGACGUCGGCAACGUCGUCCUGGACAACAAGACCAACAGCAUCAUCCUGGAAGCGGAGUCGGCCGACCUGGGAAACAAGGAGCCGAGUAAGAAGCCGGGGACGCCGGGCACCCCGGGCUCCCACGACCUGGAGACGGCGCUGAGGCGGCUGUCCCUCCGCCGGGAGAAUUACCUCUCGGAGCGGCGGUUCUUCGAGGAGGAGCAGGAGAGGAAGCUCCGGGAGCUGGCGGAGAAGGGCGAGCUGCUCAGCGGCUCGCUCACGCCCACCGAGAGCAUCCCGUCCCUGGGCACGCACUCCCGCCUCUCCGAGUUCACCGGCUUCUCGGGCAUGUCCUUCAGCAGCCGCUCCUACCUGCCGGAGAAACUCCAGAUCGUGAAGCCGCUGGAAGGUUCUGCCACCCUGCACCACUGGCAGCAGUUGGCCCAGCCUCACCUCGGGGGCAUCCUGGACCCCCGGCCCGGUGUGGUCACCAAGGGCUUCCGGACGCUGGACGUUGACCUGGACGAAGUGUACUGCCUUAACGACUUUGAAGAAGAUGACACAGGUGACCACAUUUCCCUCCCGAGCCUAGCUACCUCCACGCCAGUGCAGCACCCAGAGACCUCAGGUGAGAGGUCCCGAGCACGCGUGACUGUCUCAGGCAGCAGAAGUUACCAGAGCCGGCCUCAGGCUUUCCCAGAAGAGAUGCAGGAGCCGCCAGCGGCCACGGAGGAGGAGGAGGAGGAGGAGGAGGAGGGGUCUGCACACCACCCUGGGAAGUGCAUGUCACAGACCAACUCCACCUUCACCUUCACUACCUGUCGCAUCCUGCAUCCUUCAGACGAGCUCACGCGAGUCACGCCAAGCCUUAACUCGGCCCCGACUCCAGCUUGUGGCAGCUCCAGCCACUUAAAGUCCACGCCGGCGGCCACGCCGUGCACUCCCCGGAGGCUGAGCCUGGCCGAGUCCUUCACGAACACCCGCGAGUCCACGACCACCAUGAGCACGUCCCUGGGGCUGGUGUGGCUGCUGAAGGAGCGGGGCAUUUCGGCGGCGGUGUAUGACCCCCAGAGCUGGAACAGGGCCGGCGGGGGCUCCCUGCUGCACUCCUACACCCCCAGGAUGGCUGUGAUCCCCUCCACCCCACCCAACUCGCCCAUGCAGACGCCCACGUCUUCCCCGCCCUCCUUCGAGUUCAAGUGCACGAGCCCGCCCUACGACAACUUCCUGGCGUCCAAGCCGGCCAGCUCCAUCCUGAGGGAGGUGAGGGAGAAGAAGGGCGUCCGGAGCAGUGAGAGUCAGACAGAUGUGUCUGUCUCCAACCUCAACCUCGUGGACAAAGUCAGGCGGUUCGGCGUGGCCAGAGCGAUGAACUCGGGGCGAGCCCACGUCCACACGCUGACUGAGGAUCAGGGACCUCUUCUCUGCCGGCCCCCGGGCCCAGCACAGGGCCUCGUCCCUGGAGGCCUGGUACCCGAGGGCCUGCCUCUCGGAUGCCCGACCGUCACCAGUGCCAUCGGCGGGCUGCAGCUCAACAGUGGCAUCCGGCGGAAUCGCAGCUUCCCCACCAUGGUGGGGUCCAGCAUGCAGAUGAAGGCCCCCGUGACGCUCACCUCAGGCAUCUUGAUGGGUGCUAAGCUCCCCAAACAAACCAGCUUGCGGUGAGGGUGGGAGGGGCGCCCUUCCGAGGAGACAGGUCGGGUCCUGCCCCCACUUCUCUUCCCCUCUCCACUGUGCUCUCCCCUCCCCGUCCGUCCCCUCCUGAGCUAGACAAAUCAACCUCGUGCCUCAUGGGGGAAGAGUGGAGACUGUGAAACGUGUAUAUAGGACCUGGAGCCCACGGGAGGUGCCCCAGCACUGCCACCGCUCUCCUGAGGACUUCACCUGUGCUGGCUGGGGGCAGGGCAGGCAGGUGUCUUUUCCUUUUUUUUUUAUUCUCCUUCUAUCCUUCGAGAAGCACUGAAACUCCCAAUGACAUUCUUAUCCCAUGGAUAGGAACCCGGUGAAGUCGCGGCUGGCUGCCCGUGCUGCACACGGUGAGCCGUCACGUGGCACAGGGCACAAUGCCAUGCCCCUCGGUGUCGCUGGGCACCUCGCCCACCCGGCGAGAGCGUGAGGAGCCUCCGUCCACAGCCACAUGCAGCUGACGUAGCUUUCAGGACUGUUCUUUCUUUUCUGGGUGGCCCAAGCUUCUUCGAGACCUUCACUACUCUGCCUCAGUGGACGGCCGCUUCCUUUUCGAGGGGUGACUUUUUCUUUCCAGGCCUUCACGCUAAAGUCGUCCUUCAGUGUUUCGUAAUCAGCUGUCAGGUCGGACAUCUAACCCAAAAGAGAAUGUAUUUACACUCGCGCUGCACUGGUCAGCAGUCCCUGUGGGUUCUGUGUGAUUUGUUUUAUUUUUCCAUUUUUAUUUUUUAUAGGCGAGGAAGUAAUGGUACUAGAUGGGAAGUCGCAGUAGAUGUUCUCUCUGUGGUUCUGUGAUACCAAAAUUCAAGUGACAAACACACCAAGCUGCUAAGGAGAUAGCAGUUUGUUUCUGGGACCCAAUGUCACGACCAAAUGGAGUAAGACCAGAGUGAGGACAACAUUCGUAGGAGGAUUCAAAGGAAAAGGGGACAGGGACAGAGGUCGAGGGAAAUGUGUCAACAGUAAAACAAACCACAACCAAACCUAAUACCAAACUAGUUCACAGGAGAAACGAGGCUUUGAACUUCUGCUGGGCCCAGCCCUUUACUGAAACCCAAGUCUGGCCCAUGUGCUUUCACUCGCGUGGUCUUUCGUGACAGCCAUUCAGUGUCCACGCGUUUUUCUGUCUUGUUUUAGAACAGAGCGGUCACGAGAAGAUAUUUCUUUCCCUCCAAAGCCCUGGGUCUCCUUGUGCCACUUUUUAUCCUUGGGGAAAGAUAGAGGUGCUCGCGAGACGAACCACGAAUGAGCAAGGGAGCCUGGUCCUAUUGCUGUCGCUAAGUUUUGAACUUUUAUUUAUUAUUUAUGUGUGCCGUAUUUUAAACAAACACCCUCUCUCCUUCCCAGCUCCAGUCACAGAGUGUCUGUGGCAUUCCAGUCUAAGCAGGUCAUUGAUCUGUUCUAACCUGAAGACUGCAGUGUGCAUCACGGUGUUCCGUGGCCAUUUGUUCCAGACAUUUAUGGAAGGAUAACAUCAUAUGCAAAUGAAAUUGCCAUUUUGCACCCUCUGAUCCCCUCCCACACCCCCCAUGGCAAAAGAUGUGUCCUUCACUUGAAUGACUGUAACCUUAUGGCCACUGAAGAAAGUCCCCAGGAGCAAGCUUUGGUCCCAUAAUUUCAGACUAUUUAUUCUCUGAACACGAGGAUGUCGGUUAAUUAUGUUUUCAAUGCUCCUUGUGGUUGUGUGUGUGCACUCAUUUUGAAGAACUUCUCUCUUUUUAUUUGAAUGUAUUUUAAAGCAGUAGGUAGAAUAACAAAGGAAUGUGAAAACCCUGGACCGAAUGGACCACUUUAUAUCUUCAGAGAGAGGAGCCACCCAUCACCACAAAGGGGUACCGGUGUAAAAAUCAGCAGUUCGGAGGUUGCAGUAUUUAGUAUAGUAAAUUAAUGAUCAACAUUGGGCAACCACUAUCAAAAAGUGUGUUAUAAUGCAUCAAAAAUCAACAAUAAAAUUUUAUUUGCUAACGAAUAUCAAUAAAAUAAGUUCAAAUGAUGGAAACCA